Messenger RNA from Dunckerocampus dactyliophorus (ringed pipefish), 14717 nucleotides. It is a transcript of the gene tex2l, whose product is annotated as testis expressed 2, like. The record is from RefSeq and is a predicted model, not a curated record. The transcript is spliced from 13 exons. Gene Ontology annotation, molecular function: lipid binding. NCBI's taxonomy places the organism in Eukaryota, Metazoa, Chordata, Actinopteri, Syngnathiformes, Syngnathidae. Gene Ontology annotation, cellular component: endoplasmic reticulum. The coding region runs from base 365 to 3514 and encodes 1049 amino acids.
UACUGUGGGUUUUUUUCGUUGUAGACCAAGAUGAAGGGAGAACCAGAGGAAAGGAGCCGCACUGGACACAGGCGGCCAUGCUUUUCAUAAUCAGUUGGUGAGCUGUGAUUCUCGGCCGUGCAUGACACAUCUGGAUACAGGCAGUUGGCUUAAGAGGAGGUGUGUGUGACUGCAUGAGAGAGAGAGAUGGUGUGUGAAAGCGAGAGAGUGUGUGCCCUCAGACUCCUCACUGCGCAGUCCUUGCGCACACAAAUGGAAGAUGGACUCUGAAGACAACUGUGACCAUCCCUUUGAUCCCGUUCCCAUGCACAACAUGAACACGCCGUGACUCUAAGGUGCCUUGACUGUAUCAUGUAGUCAUAAAAUGGCAGAGAGUGGAAGCAAUUGGGAACAUGGAUGUGAGAAGGAAUCAAGAGGAGGUGGGAGACCUCUUCAGGACACCCACAGCCCUGAUGUUCUCCCUAACUCCCUUGGAACAAAGCGGCACCUCCCUCGAAGGAUUGUUAUACAGCUGACAGGAACGGAGGGAGAAUGGAGCAGCCUUGAUGAGAGCGAGCUUAUCUUCUCGCUUGAUCGUGAUGAGGACUCCCCCUCAGUGUCUCAUUCAAGUCAGAAGCAGCUCUCCAGUGACCAUGACAGAGGGUCCCAAGCAUUCCACGUCCCACUUUCACCCUCGUCUCCCAGUUCUCUCGGGAAUUGCUCCACUACAGGUCCCUGCUACCUCUCUCCAGGCCCUUCCUCGCCCACUCAUCGACCCUUAGCCAGUCUGGUAAAGUCGCUCUCUACAGAGCUGGAGCUGAGAGAGGGCUCCACCCUUAGACCGAAACCCCUUCUCAGCCUUGUGAAAUCCAUCUCUACUGAACUCUCACGAUCUGAGCCUGAGGUGUCGCAGUCAAAAUCGGACUCUCGCCUCAACCUCCACCUAUUGAAGCAGCUUACACAACCCAAGACCCGAAGCAGUGGGGACUCUCGGACAGCGCCUCCAUCUCCCAGCACGCUCUCACCAAGUGGCGAGGGUCUGAAAGGUGGCUUCUUCAAAAUGGAACUAGAGGACACCAAGAGGAAACUCUCUGAGGCAGUCCACGAGCCCCUGAGCAGUAUGUUCAACAAGAUCAUGAGAGAAGACAGCAUGGGCAGCCCCAAACACCAGUCUAAGACUACCCAGGUCAUCUCCAGAGGUUUGGGCCGGGAAAGUAGCACAGACACGGUGGUCUCAGAAUCUCCUGUGAGGAGCAGUGGCAGAACAGAGGGUGACAUUUUUGACUGGCCUUCGGUUAGGUAUCCUGGGAGAAACCCCCGCAGCACUUGCCCAGUCCAUCAUUGCAAACAUAUCAGGGAUGAAGAGCAAGGAUUGUAUUCAGAUGGAGACAUAAUGCAGGUUUUUCCCGUUGAUACUCCCCAGCAGACGAGGAGACUGCCUCGGGUUGCACCACCACCACUUAGGACCUAUCCACUUCACCCACCCAAUCCUCCACCAUGCAUGAGUUUAUUCUGUGUGGCAACACUAUUCUAUGGCUAUUUUACUUUACCUCUGAAUCCAUACUUCUCUGGCAUGGCUUUGGGGUUAGCAUUGGGCUUUUUACUAGGACUCUUACUCAUUCGAAUGGGCUCUUCCAGGUCCAGAACAGCACUGGCUCUCCUUGGUGAGGGGAUUCUGAGAGAUACCUCCACUGAGCCUGAGAUCACCAAGGGCUGGAUGAAUGAGAUCCACGAUUAUGACCCAGAAACCUCCCAUUCAGUGCAGACACACUCUGUGUUUGCCACACUGGAGGGAUCCUGCCUCCGACUGGACACCCCCCAGUCGAACAUCAGUCGAAGGGCCACGUAUGACGAGAGAGUCCACGAGUCCACUUUCAUCAAGACACGCUCCUACCAGCUGGAAGAGAGCAAAGUGUUCUUGCUGCCAUCUGUGUUGGCCCGGAAACGAAUAUGGAACCCCAAGUAUCCCAUCUGCAUCCAGCUGGCCAGCAACUCCCAGAAGGAUACUGGACAAAGGUUGGAUGGGAGUCAGGAGGCGGAGCAGCCAGGAGCUGAACCCAGAAGUUCAAGUUCAUCUGAACCCACCCGUGACCCAUGUACAACUCUUUACCUCUUUGGACGCACGGGACGGGAGAAGGAGGAGUGGUUUCGCCAUUUCCUGCUCGCAUCCGUGAAUGCAGAGCGCGAAAAAGACCACAACAAACCAAAGCCUGGCAGAUGUGUGCCUCGAUCGGGUGACCCAGUACUGUCGCAGAGCAUCAGCGGCCAUGGUGAUAUCCCAUGCAGCAGAGACUCCACCAGCAGAGUGGGCAGCAGUGGAGACGAUGCCCCCACCACGCCCCCGGUCUCCUCCACCCCUGCAGCUCCUCUCAGUCAUGCCUCCGGCAGCACCACCAGGGGCCUUUCACUUCUCGACUACCCUGAGUAUAUGUCUCGUCUUCUGGCUACAGAAGACUUGCCCCCGCUCUCAAGCCCUGGCGUUGGCAGCACAGAAACAAGCCCCAACCUCAAAGGAAAUUGUACCUGUGAUUUGGCGGAGUACUGUGGGAGGAGUUCGACCGCAUGGGUGAACGCUCUGAUUGGUCGCAUCUUUUGGGACUUCUUGAGAGAGAAGCACUGGGCUGACGUGGUUUCCUGCAAGAUCCAGAAGAAGCUCAGCAAAAUCAGACUGCCUUACUUUAUGAAUGAACUGGCCCUGACUGAGCUAGACAUGGGCUGUUCUAUGCCACAAAUCACAUCCACCUCUCGGCCGGAGGUUAACCACAGAGGCCUGUGGGUGGAACUCCAGCUGGCCUACAAUGGUACUCUGCAGAUGACCCUGCAGACCAAAUUUAACUUGUCCAAACUGGGCAAAGAGGGCGGCCAGGACACUGACUGGUUGACUGAAAAUGGAAGCACACGUUGCAGACCCAUCCUGAGUGUGCUGGCAGACAGUGAUGAGGAGUCUUCCAGUGCUGGUUCAUCUGAUGAGGAAGAGCUGCUUCUCUCUGAGCUUCAGGGUCCUGCUGGGGAAAAGGGUCCUACAUCUGGACCAGAGGGAACAGGGGGUGGAAGGACUGGAAGGAAGAUUUUGAGAUUUGUGGACAAAAUCGCAAAAUCCAAAUACUUUCAGAAGGCGGCAGAGAAUGAGUUCAUCAAGAAGAAGUUUGAGGAGAUGUCAAACACUCCCUUGCUGCUCACAGUGGAGGUGCAAGAGCUGUCAGGCUCUGUGGUUGUCAACAUCCCACCGCCCCCUACGGAUAGAAUAUGGUACAGCUUCUGCGCACCACCCAAACUCGAUCUCCAUGUCCGACCCAAAUUAGGUGAGAGGGAAGUGACUUUAUGUCAUGUGACUGAAUGGAUUGAAAAAAAACUGCAGGAUGAGUUUCAGAAAGUAUUUGUCCUGCCAAACAUGGAUGACAUCUACUUACCCAUCAUGCACUCGGGUGUGGACAGUCCCUGUGCAUCUCCACAGAGCUCGACUGAGUCCAUCGAGCGUAACGCAUUUGAGGUCACUGCGACAGAGCCAGACUGUAGCACCACGACAUUUAAAUAACAAGUGAUAGGAAACAAUAUAUUCAGAUAAACUCCACAUAUACUGUACUAUUGUUUGAAGGUGGGUUUCUUUGAGGGAAUACGCUUGUCUUGAGUUAUAUAAACAGGACUGUACAUGUUUAUAUGGUUUGUCAUAUUCAUUUUUUUAAUAAUGAUCAUUUAUUCAUGAUGUAUUAUUAUUAUUAUUGUAUCGGUGUACUCUUUUUUGCAAAUGUUUACAUCCCUAUGAGAUUAUUAAUUUGCCGCGUUAUAUUGGCUCAUGAUCAAUAUUAAACAAAAAAGUUCAACAAACAAAUAACUUAUUUGGAUUUUUUAUUUUCAUUUUUCCAAAAUCAAGAAAAACCUCCGCGUAAAAUCUUACAUUUUUUAACUGAAAUGUCGCCACUUGUCCAACCAGGCGGCAGUUGCUCAGUCCUUAAGGACACUCGGAACCUGAUGGUGUCGGUUCGGGUCCUGUUGUUGGAGAGAUGCUCAUCUGCUAUCAGGUACCAACACCCUCCUGGUCUCAGCCCCCUCACUCUGACUUCUCUCCUUGCAUGUCUGCAUGAGUCUAAAUUUAAGUUCCCUUCGAGGGAUUAUUAACAGUAUAAUAUAUUUUAAAAUCAAGAACCUCCAAAAUUUUUCAUUUGAAUGAAAGAUACAUCGUGAGAUGCACUGGGACACAUCAUCAGUGAUGUUCCUGAGUUCAUCGGGCGUUUCGGGUCUUUCAACAUCAUACGCCCUCACUCAGGUGACCCAGCCUAGGGUUGAUCAUUCCCUGGCUUGUGUCCCAGUAGCAUGGGCCCACAGAUCGCUCCUCCUGAUCCACAGCCACCUGGAGGCUCUCUCUGCUGCCUCCAUGGUGGACUUAAUGGCUUUCCGUUUUGCAGUCCCGGUGAUGCCAAGUAGUGUGAAAACCUUGCACAAUGAGCGGCCAGCAAAGCCCCUGCACCCUACUUCAAUGGGCUUGCAUCGUGCCUUCCACCCUGCUCUUAGGCAUUGCUCAACCAGCUCCUGGUACUUUGACCGCUUCUGCUCGUUUGCCUCCUCUAUAUGAUCCUCCCAGGGAACUGUCAGUUCUAACAGAAGCACCUGCCUUGAAGAGACUGACGCUAGCACGAUGUCUGGCCUCAGGGAAGUUGCUGUAAUGUGGUCUGGGAACUUGAGCUGCUUGUCUAGGUCAACUCGGAGAUCCCAGUCCACUGCUGAGGUGAGAUAGCCUGCUGGUUUGGGCUGUGGUAGUGGUUGCUCUCCAGCCCUGACAAAGGCAAUGUUCCUCUUGCCAAGCUGUUGCUUGUGGCUGAUGUUUUUGGCCACGGCCUUGGAGAUGGUUUCAGCAACAGUCUUCAGCACCUGGCCGUGCCUCCAACGGUAAGGACCCUCCCCGAGGGCUUUUGAACAGCUGCUUAGGAUGUGCUCCAGAGAGCCUUUCCUGGAGCACAGGGCACAUGCUGGAGAGUCACCCAUGCCCCAGAGAUGGAGAUUGGCUGGGCUGGGCAGGACAUCAUAAACAGCACGGACCAUGAACCCGAUGCGCUGGGGUUCUGCCUUCCAGAUCUCAGACCAGGUCACCUUCCUCUCCAGCACCCCCUCCCACUUUGUCAAUGCUCCCUGCUGCUUCAUGCCCACCAUCCUGCUGGUCCGUUCCUCCUCGACCCGCACCUCCUUCAGGACUAGCUGUCGUUUGUCCUUUCCAUGUGCCUUCUCAUAGCAAGGUUGAGGAAUCGCACCCAGCCCAGAUCGACCCAUUGCCACCGUGCCCACCAGAGCCCUGUGUCUCAGCCGGGACUCAGCCACCACCAGACCAUCUUGAGCCCUCCAUUUCCUGCCAGUUCGCACCACGAUGCUUCUUUAGAGUCCUUGGAGUCGCGAUAGAGCAAGGCCUCACUUGUGCGAGAGACCCUGAACUCUUCAUCAAGGCUGCUGAAAGGGAGCUGUAGUUUGUUGGUCCUCCCAUACAGUGUUGCACUGCAUAGGCUGCGUGGGAAGCCCAUCCAUCUACGGAGGUAAGUGCUGAUCCUCCUCUCCAGAGUCUCUACAGUCGACACGGGCACCUCGUACACCAACAGAGGCCAAAGUACCCGGGGUAGGACGCCAUGCUGGUAAAUAAACGCCUUAAACCUGCCGGGUAAGCCAGACUUGUCAACUGCCGACAGCCACGUCUCAAGCUCCUUGAUGGUGAUUUGGAUUGAUGCAGAAUCCCUGAGACUACAGUCAAAGAUCUUGCCCAGGCUCUUGACUGGUUUCUCGGUGAUAGAUGGGAUUGCCGUGCCAUCCACAAAGAAGCGAAACUUGUCUACCACUUUUCCCUUCUUCAACACCAUUGCCCUGGAUUUAAUUGGUUUGAAGCUCAUUCUUGCCCAGGAUAUGAGCUUUUCCAGGCCCUGGAGUAUCCAUCUCCCACCAGGCACAGAUGUCGUGGUGACGGUGAGAUCGUCCAUAAAGGCUCUGAUGGGUGGUUGCCGAAUGCCAGACUUGGACAGAGGACCUCUGCACUCCCUUUCGGCUGCCUUGACUACCAUGUUCAUGGCCAGGGCAAAAAGGCUAACUGAGAUCGUACACCCAGUUAUAAUGCCCUUUUCGAGCCUGUGCCAGUCAGAUGUUGUGCUCCCAGAAGUGACUCUGAGUCUGAAGUUCCCGUAGUAAUUCAGAAUGAGGUCCUUGAUCUUCCUGGGUACAUGGUGACGGUCCAGGGUAGUCUCAACAAGCUUGUGGGGUAUGGAGCCGAAGGCAUUGGCCAGGUCAAGCCAGAGCACGACGAGGUCUCCCUUGCCCUCCCACGCCUCCCUGAUUAGCUGGGUGACUACUCCGGUGUGUUCUAGGCAUCCUGACACACCAGGGAUACCACCUUUCUGGACGGAGCCGAAGGCAUUGGCCAGGUCAAGCCAGAGCACAACAAGGUCUCAGAGCACGACAAGGUCUUUAAUCUGAACAAAGAUUUUACUAAAAAGCAAAAGCUGCUUAUUGGGAUUUGUCCUGUGUGCAAUGUCUUAUCAUUUUUCUUUCACUUUCUGCAUUUAGAAUAAAAAAAAUACGCAAGUGCUAACAGAAAUUGUUCGGAACAGGGCAGGCACUUCACAUAAAAGGGGACUGGACUAAUGCUGUGUCUGUCACAUCUUUUAGGCAGCUAUCAAAUCAACAAGUAGAACAGUAAAUGAUAUUUUUUUAAUUAAUUGGUUCCAGACCUGACCACGGAUUUCUGCAAAGUAGGAUUCAAUAUAAAUAAAUUAAAUAUUUUGUAUACAUAAUAUUAUAUAUAUAUAAUAUUUUGGAAUAUUAGAGCCAUGUAGCCGCACGGUGGCCUAGUUGUUAUGUUGGCCACACAGUCAGGAGAACCGGAAGACCUGGGUUCGAUUCUCCCUUGGGCAUUUCUGUGAGGAGUUUGCAUGUUCUCCCCAUGCGUGCGUGGGUUUUCUCCGGAUACUCCGGUUUCCUCACACAUUCCAAAAAUAUGCAUGUUAGGUUAAUUGGAGACUCUAAAUUGUCCAUAGGUAUGAAUGUGAGUGUGAAUGAUUGUUUGUCUAUAUGUGCCCUGCCAUUGGCUGGCGACCAGUCCAGGGUGUACCCCCCCCCCCCAAUGCCCAAAGUCAGCUGGGAUAGGCUCCAGCAUACCCCUGUGAUCCUAAUGAGGAGAAGCAGCAUAGAAAAUGGACGGAUGGAUGGAUGGAUUAGAGCCAUGUGGACAUGAAAUAACACAGCUGUAGUCACCUUUACACUCCUAUUAUUCUUUGUUUGCACCACAUUGCUAAUGCACAGGCUACGGGAUCACCGCAGGGACAAAAGAGAUGGCCACGGCUGAAUAGCAUGCUAGCGAGCUAACUAGUUAGCCUCCAAUCUAUUUAUUCUAAUUUUAAGAAAGGGUUUCAAAAAGAGUGGGGGAAAAAGACAAAGUAAGAAUCCACGUCCACACGGAGUAGGAGGAGAACUUCACUAUCAUGUUGGCCAUGCCAUGGCUGCAGUGUGAUGGUAAUGCCAUGCAAUGUCAUGUCUGAUCAAUGUUUUGUGUCAUUACUGACAUCUAGUGGCCAGAAUGUGUGGCCCACAUGCUAACCGCUAGCCCACCGUGUGGCCCUUCAUAUAACAUGUCUUUUAAUAUUAUUUCACUAAUAAUGGUUCAUAGUCAACCACGAAACAGCGAUCGUUUAUUAAUUAUUUUUUAAAACCUGUGAUAGAGCAAGGGAGCAAUAUUCAAACCGUGGUAGCGAGAGACAACUCUAGUGCCAGCUUGCCAGCUCUGAAGUUGGUAGAAGAGUUUCCAUUGGGAAAAGUCUUCUGUGUUUUUAUUUAUUCUUCUUUUAAUCAAUGAUAGUGUCCUAGGUUGUGAUCAAACCACCAUUUCAAUCUCCACCUAUAUUCUAUACUCUUUAUCCCAAGUAGGGCCAAAAGUGAGAUAGAGGCAGGGCACAUCCUGGGCUGGUUGCCAGUCAGUCACAGGACACCUAUAGAUAAGCAACCAUUCACACUCCUAUUGACACCUGUGGACAAUUUAAAGUCCCCAAUUAACCUCACAUGCAUGUUUUGGCAUGGUAGAGCAUCCCAAAACAGCAUCAACUUCAUACAGCAGCAACGUAUAGAUCGGAGCUACCAGUAGCUCGCCAGCUGAUUUUGAGUAGCUCACCAAAGGGUCAAAGAAUAUUUGCUUCAACGCUUGGUAUUUAUUUAGGGCUGCAACUAACCAUUAUUUUCUUAGUCGAUUAAUCUGAAGCUUGUUGUUUUGAUUAAUCGAGUAAUCGGUUAGGCCAGGGGUCGGCAACCUUUACCAUGAAAAGAGCCUCCUCUUCCAGUAAAAACAAAAUGGUCGGGAGCCGCGAGAAGGGAACCUAUGGCUCGAGAGCCAGACGUGGCUCUUUUGAUGACUGCUUCUGGCCCUCAGACAUUUCUUAACACGAUAAAAUUAAUUUAAAAAAAAUUUCCGCUGACAUUUUAAAGUAAAACAUUAUAUAAAUCACUGUUAAAAUAAUAUUCAAAGUAUAAAACAUUCUCAUUUAUCCAUCCAUUUUCUACUGCAAUGCGGGUGGCCAGAGCCAAUGCCAGCUCUCCUUCCUUAUAUUUUCCGGGUUAGACACCAAAACUUGAUUAUUACUGGAUAAUGCAGUAGCCUACCCAUGUCAUUGAGAGGUCACAAAUUAAACUUCCCUCCUUUAUAAAGUCAGCUCGCUAAUUCUGCAGAGCAAACCGUUUUGGCAAAGAAGAUGGCGAAAAGAAAGAAAGAUGAGGACUACCGUGCAAAACCACGCAGCACCAGAAGCCGCAUUAAUGGUGAGCAUCAGUAUAACAAUGUUAUUAAAAAUAUAAUACAUUCAGAGACUUAUUAUAUUCUAAAAUUGUUAGUCAUGAAGAUGCAUGUUAGUCAUGCAUUUAGCUGUAAUCAGUGUUAAAAAUAGGAUAUUGCUCUUACAAAAAUACAUUUUAAAAUAUGUGACUUUUAUUCUUAGCCAAAAAGGUUCCUAAGCCCUGCCCUAGACGGACCAAAUCAAUAUGAAUCAAAUACAGUGUUUUGGUCCGUAAUAUAUCAGAAAAGAGGCAAAAAUACAAAUCACUGUUUUCCAAAGUCAACGCUGAUGUGUGUGACACAAAUAUAACAUGUCUGCUUUCAUAGAUGACCCAGGAAAUUAAAAAAUAUUCAUGUAUGAGAGGCUUAAAUCCGAAGAUAUUUACAUUUUUAAAUAAAAAAAAAAAUUAAACACAUACCAAAAUAGUCGCAGAUUAUUUGGAUAAUCGAUGAAUCAUCGAUUAAUUGUUGCAGCUCUACUAUUUUUAUUACUGUUCAAUUUGGACAUAAUACCUCUAUUUCAUGACAAAUUAGGGGAGACCGGGUAUGGUUCUAACAUGGGGAGAGUUGUAACACCACCAAUUCCACCAAUCCGAGAAGAGAUAGAAGUCAUCUGAUCAUUUCAGUGUUUGCCCACUUCCUAAUCGAUCUCACAGUUGUCAAGGCUGGAUACAGCAGCAUGCAGAUUUUAUGAAAAAAAUGAUUUCAUGGUAAGAAAGUAUUUUUUUGGACCAAAACCAAACUUUGUUUAGCACUUAUACAGUUGCAUAUAAAACCAUAUGACUUAAUGUAGAUCAAAUUGUAGCUUGUCAGGCAAAAUAUGAUGCAUUUUCCCCUUGCUUAUUUGUCACUCUAAGCUAAUACAAUUAGCUAAACCAUGGCUGACAACUGUGGGGAGGGCUGUCACAUAGAUAUUAAAAGUGUUACAACCAUCCCCUGAGAUGAAACUAAGAAUAAAUUAUUGAUUUUAAUACUUUUACAGCAUGCCUAUGUAAUGGAAAAGAAAGACAGAGAGAGGUGUGCCUGCUGAUGAUUUUAAAAAAGCAUCUGAUGAGGUCAGAAAGGCAAGUCAGACAGAUCAGUGGCAAAGGAACAUGAGAUCUGCCAUGUAACACUGAGCAGGUACUGCAGAUCACUACAGAAACUGAGAGACCGGGGAUGCCAUUUGGCAACUCAAAGCCAAAAGAAGUGUGGGUAAAAUGUGCCCCAUGUAGUCUUUGGGCCCAUCAAGCCUGCACUCCAGGGCUACCAACAUUCAUUUGUCAACACUGUGAUUCUGAUGAAGACUAUACACACGUAGCCAUACACAUGCACAUUGCUAUUGUUGUUUACACAUACUGGCUGUAUAUAAGACCUAUAUGUUUUUCAUUAAGAGUUCAUUAAGCAUCAGUCCAGCUAUGAACGUUCUUUUAGACUCUAGUAGACACACACCUGAGUUAUUGUAAUGGUAAUGGUUGAAUUUUAUUUGAACAUGCAUACAAGUUACAAUGGAAUACAUCACAUAGUACAAUUCGCAGUUCCACAUGCCACAUUACAGAUUACACAUUGCAGACACAAGAAGCACAGUUUAUUUAAUCCUAUCCCCAAUCCAUUUUACGUUUGUUGCAGAACAUUUAUUCACCUCCUGCAGUUCAUGUGAUCUUUUUAAUACGUACAAAAGGGAUAAGUAAUGUAUCAAUGUGGUAAUAUAAAUGUAUAAAUGUCAGGGUCUCACAAUCAUAAUAAAUAAUCAUCAUAUAUAAUAAUCAGUAUAAUAAUAAAUAAGUAAUAAUAAAUACAAAUAGACAUAACAGAACAAGUUCAAGACUCUUCUUCUUUGUAUUUUGCAAACAUCAACUGCUUGUAUUGUUUCUUGCAAUUGUUCAUUAGUGCUUUGUUUGAGUGAUUGAAUUUGAUUGUACAUACUGAAAUGCAUUGGGUUUUGUAGCGUUGUUCUCACGUAGAAUUGUUUUCACUUUAGUUUUUCCCAGAGGUCACAUUUCGUAGAAAAGUAUUGUAUGGCAUUUUUGGGUUAUUGUUUCGGCUGUUUGGAAAUGUACUAAAUCAGCAAAUUUUAGUAUUUGUGAGUUUAGAAAUAAAAUAUUUGUAUGUUCUCCAUACGUGGCAUUGUGGAUUACCCGAACUGAUCUUUGAAGAUUGAUCUGAAGAUUGCUUUUGUAGUUAUUACCCCCCAUCUCCACACAGUAAGUUAGAUAUGGUAAUACCAGAGAGCAGUUAAACAGACAGCAGUUAAACAGAGGUUGUUUGAGUUAUGGCUAGUCACGAGGACAUUCAUUGUUCUGGAUUGUUCUUUUUUCCCCCACACACCUGUUUUGAAGCAAAUUCUAUGGUGUGGCCUCAGUUUUUUGUUUCUUUUGUGUAAUUGUUACAACUCCCCCAGCAUGCGUUACAACCCACCCCACUGUAACAAAGGAACACUUUGCAUUUGACAUUAAUACAUAAGGUCUGUGCUAUUCUUGCAGGGGUUUCAAUCGGUGCCAUUUGCAGUAAACAAAUAUGGGUAUUUUGUAUAAAAGUUUGAGAACUGUAGCUCAAAAAUUAUGAUUUACAGGCGCUGAAGCAAAAAGUGUUACAGCCAUACCCGGUCCCCCCUACCACAAAAUAGCUUUAAGACAAUGACUGCACUGUGGGAAUAGAGUUCUGCUUUAUGCAUAAAGCACAAUUUAAAUGUUGCCAGUCAUAUAAAUAAAACACAAACAGCUCAGCUCUACUUUUUGUCAAAGUAGCUUUAAUAGUGAUGAGAGUUGGAGACCCCUGAAGAAAAACAGACUGUGAUACCAAAUGCACUUGAACACAUUUUUCGUUGCUGUUUUAAUACAAAAUGGAGUUGUAGCUGGUUGAAAUAAUCUAUGAAAAUAAAUGGUACAAAAAUGAGUAGCUCUCGGCCAUGUUCAUUUUGUAAAAGCAGCUCUCAAACAAACAGCCACACAGCCAUGUUCCAAUUGAGAUUCCUCUAAGCCACCAUGCUGCCCCCAUGUCAGUUUUCAAAUGUCCAAAAGCCUUCAUAAUUUCUAACCACUCCCACACGACAUGAGAUGCCGGCUGAAAUGGCCUCAGAAAAAAGCUGAAAUGAUUCUGUUAAACAGAAUUAGUGUAGUCUGGUUGAUAGGGAAGGGUGCGAGUGGAAAGAUGGCAACAAGACACGUGACACCCUGCGGGAUUUGGAAGAAGUGAAAGUCGAAGUCUAAUAAAACGUGUUAUUCUGGUUUGACGAGGAUUUGCGCCAGCUGUGAACACAAUGAUCAAUUACCACACUCAUUCAUUAAACCAAAAAUAGAUUAAACGUGUGCCAGAAAGUCAUUCCGAGCAUUCCAGCAGAAGGAAAUUGCUUUUUAAAUGUAUUUUGUAGCCCAGCCAAGGUUAGAGAAGGGAUAGAUGCAGUGAAACGUAAUUGUAAAACCAAAUCAAAGAAAACCACGAAUGAGAGCGUGAACUUUUACUUCAUGACUGAACAUUGAUUUGACCAAAAAGACAUGUUUGCAUCAGCUAAAAGUUAUGAUGAAAUUUCAUGUGACACAUGUGUGUGUGCGUGUGUGUGUGUCUGUACCUGCCAGCCACCCUGACAACCUUAGGAAGGUCCAUUUACGAGGUUUCGCUUGGAAGAAGGCAGCUUUUUUCUGAGCUUUUUCUGAGGUCAUUACAUUUUUAACAUUUCUUAAAUGCAUGUUAAAUGCGCUUAAAAAUGAAGUGCUUUAAACAAUUCAUUGUAAAGUGACAGAAAAAUGAAGAAAAGCAUAACAUAUUUAAAUAGUUGUAUUAUUUCUUGAAAAAGAAUAAUAAAUAUCUUCUCUGGCAGCGUCAAUCAAAACUGAGCAUUAUUCUACUUUUGUCAAGGAAAAUGCUUGAUGCAGCUUUGCUUAUCUUUACAGGCCUCGGUGGGAAAAGCACAUGCGCGGCUAAAACAAAAAGCAAUAAUAUAUAUUACUGAUCAUUUAAAAACAAGAACAAAUCUAAAAGUCAUGAAAAACAAUCCAAAAAAUAGUUUUAAAAAAUGACACAGGCUAAAACAGCAAUCCUUUCAAAAAACCCAAAGGGCUAUUAGAUUAGAUUUAUCUUAUUUUAUUUGUUGUACUGGAGUGUUUGGCCUGGAAGGAUGUCUGCGCUCUUCUUAUCGCCAGUCUAUAAUCGAAUAUGUAAUAUGUAAUAUGUGUCGCAGAAGUUUAAUGAUACCAAUCAAUGCUUGGAUAGUACAUUUAUUGAUUUAUUGAGUGUUGUUUCUGGUAUCGGUCCAGCACAACCUUAUCUUUGUCACCUUCAGAAGAUUGUCGUAAUCUUAUGUGUCAUAAUAUGAUAAAUGGAGGCUCUUACGGGUAGUGUGUCUACAUUACAAUGCACACAAACACAAGGUUUGGGGAAAAAAAGGGGGAAGAGGACUGUCUUCCCAUCACAAUCCCGUUUUUGGUAAAUCAUUCACCCUUGUUUCCUCGUCUUUGUCUGUAAAUACAAUCAGUCCUUUCUUGGGUGACAGCGGCUCCCUCCCAGCACAAACAAAAACAUGCGUUUCCUUACAACAAAAUGCCCCUUGUGUCCGGCAAAUAGAGAUGAAAGCAUCAUGCUUUGCGAACAUAAGAUGCGUUUGAGAGACUUAAUCUCCUUCCUGGUCGAACCAUGCUGAAGUUACACUUAUUUCACAGUUGCACUUCAGGUACUGUAAGUAGUUAGGUACAGGUACUGUACAGUAGUUAGCAAUAAAUGCAUCACCUUUGUAGGAACACAUCUAAAGCUACUCAUCCCUGAUGAAGCAAGCGGGGAAAGCCGGAGGGAAACACAAGGCACAAGGUAGCGACGUGUUGGGAAUUUAGUGAACUGACUGAUCACGGAGGAGCAAGAGGUCAUUUAAAUAUUUGCUCUUCUGGAGCUCGGUCUCGCAUAGCUGCACAGGUUGAUAACUUUCAGUUCACCUUUCUUAAAUUGUUUAACCUCAUUUGUCAUCCACUGACAAAUAUUCAAUAGAAUGUUUUCAGAUAAAAAAAAACAUUCUGAUCUAAUCAUUAGUAUUAUUAUUAUUAUUAUUAUACUCGUAUUACCCAAUAUGGUAGACAUAAUCAGUAGGGGUCUCACAAGAUCUUGUGUCAAAAGAUUAAAACGUGACAAGAUUUCUCGUUCAGGAAAAAAAAUGUCUCAUGGGCACAAGGCCAGGCACCAUAAUAAAUAAAUAAAUUAAUCACAUAAUAAAUGGUCGGUCAUUUUGCCGGCCUCAAUAUAUCGCCAUGUGCAUGCGUGCCUGUUUUCCUCGUCUCUCGCCUCCAAACAGGCAGGACGAGGAUUCUCUCUGUGGAUUCUGUGCAUUGGUUCAGCACGUUGGCACCCUUGUUUCAUAGAACAACAGCAUGAACAGAGUGAGCCACAGUCAUACAGUCUCUUUGUCUCGGUACACGCAGAGCGCAGAAGAGUGUAGAAAUUUAAUUUGUAGAUUGCAAUAGACAUAUAUAUUUAAUAUUUUUUUCAUUGUACUUGUGAAGUGAAAUUAAAAUCUCGUCCCGUAGACCCAAUCUUGUGUAUCGUCUUGUCUCGUGAACUGGGUGUCUCGUGAGACCCCUACUUAUUAACUAUAACAAUGUCAAGUUGUCAAGACGAACACUAAUUCCCAUGCAUACUAUGCUGUUUGCUUGCGGCACUACGCUAUUUUAAUUUGUAAUUAGAUCUGCUUCAUAGAUGAAGUUUUGUUAUUACUCAAAUGGAGUUAGCUUGCACCCAUAACCAAGAGCCAACUUUCACUUUCAUUCUGACAAUCCAAGACUUAUUAAAAUGCUCCCAGUAAACCAACAAGCACGAGCAUCAUUCCAUUGUAUUUAUGCAUGACAGCAUUUGAGGUAAAAUUAGCACUGCUUCUUGUAAAUACAACAUGAAAGCUGCCUGGGUUCUUGCUCAGCCAAAUGUUAUCACUGACGGACGUGAAUUCUUCACGUGUUUUUCAUGCAUUUGUUGUGACGGUGAACAUUUUUUUGUAAAU